GUCUUCUCAGCUUCACGUCCUCCACUUUGCUCCCAAACUUCAGCCGUGAGCGCAGAUUCUCCAUCUUCACAUAAACCUCUUGCGGGCAUAGCUCACCUGUCCCCGGAUGUGUGGCAGCAGCAGGUAACUGUACGCUCCUGUAGGUGGCGCAGUGCAGCUUUUGGAGGUCAAAGUUCAGCGUAGAAGAAGAAUGUCAUCCUGCUGUAACUGACUGUUCUGUUUGUUGUUUCUUCUGUUUUUAUCUCUUCGGGUUUUUAUCCUUGUGCGUCUGCUCCGCAGUUACAAACACAUCGAUCAAAAGGCUUCCUCGGUUCACUUUUGGGAAUCCUAAUUUUUAAAAAAUAAAUCAUGUUUCGAAGAAGAUUGCCUUUCACACAGUUAGCCUUUGCCACAAUGCUCGGAGUUGCCGGUGGAAUUUACAUCUACAGACCUUAUUUCGAGACAGUGCCAAAGACAUCAGGACAGCAGAUCCAGGACAAGCCAAAACAACAAAAUGAAAAGAACUGAAGGAGUUCAAGAAGGCAGGAGGCUGCUGGACUGGAGGCCAAACAAAAAGACAAGAUCACCAUGGAUGAAUUCAUACUGAUUCCUGCUGUUUGUGAUUAUAAAUGUACAGAAUAAAUAUUUAAUAAUUUCAUGUUCUCAUAUCUGUUUCAGAAUGACUUGUAACAAAAUUAAUUACUCAUCAGUUUCUUUAAAAAAAAAAAAAAAAUUGUCUUACACUCUUACAGUUGUCUGUAGGAGUUAUCUUUCAUAUGAGUAAAUGCUGUUACCCAUGAGACU
Oreochromis niloticus (Nile tilapia) is the source of this 783-nucleotide messenger RNA. RefSeq names its product PIGB opposite strand 1 (gene pigbos1). Lineage: Eukaryota; Metazoa; Chordata; Actinopteri; Cichliformes; Cichlidae. Bases 349 to 507 code for a protein of 52 amino acids. The transcript is spliced from 3 exons. The record is from RefSeq and is a predicted model, not a curated record.